Molecule: messenger RNA, 1021 nt
Organism: Tarenaya hassleriana
Lineage: Eukaryota; Viridiplantae; Streptophyta; Magnoliopsida; Brassicales; Cleomaceae
Exons: 1
Coding region: 72-650 (192 amino acids)
Source: RefSeq, a predicted model, not a curated record
ACGAGUAUACGAAGAAGGCCUGCAAAUCUUCGACGAACCAAAAAAAAUCAUCGAAGAAAAAAAAAAGAGCAAUGGCAGCUGUGAUUCUUCAUCCUCAGCACCUUUUACGACGUCGUUUUCACCAUGAAACCCUAGCUCCUCAUCCUCGCUCUGCUCCAAACCCUAUCUCUCACUGUAUUCACCAUACUUCCUCUGUUACGACGGCUCGCCGAAGAAAUCGCAGUCCACUGGAGUCUCGAUCCGCAGGCGUCGGAGGCAGCGGUGGUGGAGGAGGAGGAUCUCGAUCGCGGUGUACGGCGGAGAAUAGCAAAUUGGUCAUGGGGCAGGUGAAGAUCCUCAAGCGCGGCGAGACGUUGAGUGAGUUUCAGAACAAGGAGCGUAACCGCGACAGCGAGAGUACGAGUAAGACUACGAGACGGUCUGUUAUGAGGAAUAACGGAGGAGGUUGUUCGGAGGAUUUAGAUCUGGUUUUGGGGUCCACAUGUAGAAUUGGACCGGAUCCAGAUACGGUGACGAAGCAGAUUAGGGAUUGGAAGAGCUUUGAGAUCGUUGCUGUAGGUUUCGCCGGAGCUUGCUGCUCUGUUUCGCCGCCGCCGAGCUCCGUUCCUAUACCGGAUUUUUUGGGGAAGAAGAACAAUCUGGUCGCUUAGAUGGGUUUACAUUGAUUGAAGAAGGAAGAAUCUGGAAACUUGGGCAAGUCUUUGGUCUUAAAUCUGAAGCGGAAAGAUCCUGUGAGAGGAAGCGAUGUCGUUUCCCUCUACAAGAUGCCAUUUUUGUCUGACAACAUUGCUGCAGAAACACCUUUGUCGCUUAUCUUCGCAUCGUCUAUUCAAAGCUAGUUACUUUUUCUGCACCUGAUUGUUCAGCCAUGGAUUAAGGCGUAUGCAAUCACUGUCAUGGAAUAGACAUUGGCUUACGACUUAUAUGGGUGUGUGUUUGGUGUAGUUCUUAGUACCUUUGUGCUUCUUCUUUGUGGAUACUCUUACAUCCUUAUGCAAUAAAUUUUUUUUUCAGUUACUAA